AUGUUUUGGCAGGAAGUUCCCAGCCCCGAGUCUGGGGUAAUAGUGAAAACUGCCAAAGAUGGAUGUGCAGAGGGUCUCGUUUAUGGUGGAGGGGGAAAAGAAGGGAUCUUCAUUAAGGAAGUGGUACCAGAGUCCCCUGCAUCAAAGAGUCUGAAACUUAAAGAAGGUGAUCAGAUUCUGAGUGCCACAGUGUAUUUUGACAACGUGUCAUACGAAGAUGCCAUUCAGAUACUGGAGCACGCUCAAGCGUACAAAGUGAAGCUCUGCUUGAAACGCAAACCAGAUAUCACAGAGACUGAAUCAGCCAUCGAAUCUGACGUAGUCUUGGGAGUAUAACUGACAUUUCAUAUUUCUGUUUCUCGACAGGAGGAAGACAUCUAUGCUCCAGAGAUGAGGGAGCAAGGAAAAAGCAAAAGGCGUGGUGAUGCUCGCAUUUCGUGGCCUAAGUUUCCCUCUUUUGGAAAAGGACGGAAGUCCCGCUUUACAAGGUCUCACAGUUCCUCAGAGGCGGAUGAGCAGAGAAAGCUUGAGCUGAGCCCCACCACAAGUGACACAGAGUCACCUAUAAAAUCUCAGGAUGCACUCAAAGGCAAGAAGAGGCAUAAAAUAAAGCUUUCUCUUCUGACAAAGAGAGGCCGCAUAAGUUCAUCUGAAGACCAGGACACAGAUACACCAACAACUGGGCAGAUCAUCCAGACACAUGAAGCAUCAGACAUGCUUUCACCUGAGUGCCUUGAAAGCCCCUCGGGAGAAACACCUGAAGUCUAUGUGACAGAGGAUCGGAAAGGAGUGGAAGACUUAAGACUUGGGCAAAAUGAUCAAAAACUGACUGAACCUCAAACUGUUCAACACAAGGUGGAACUCAUCACUAUAGAUAGCACUUUGAAAACAGAAGAUCUAACUGUGGCUCUGGCAGAUAAAGACAGCUCCUCUGGUAUCAAGUCCCCUGAUGGCAAGAAAAAGAAGAAAGAACGAUCUGAAUUAAAAAUGAAAAUUUUGGGAAAGGAUAAAGUGAACAAGAAAGAUGCAAAAGCAAAAUCCUCACCAAAGAGGCUGAAAACACUCGGGGCAAGUAUUGAAAUACCAGAUCAACCUGAAAAAUCAGCUGCCAUCCCAAGUUCUGAGUCACACACAAAACUACAGGAUCAACUAGCACCUGAUGCCAAUACCCGAAUCAUCAGCAGUGAGAGUUUGAGAGUAAUCUCAGCAAAAUCAAUGACAACACAGAUGGAAAUGAGUGUUCCGAAGGUGGAACUUGAUAUACCCGAUGUCUCCUUCAUACGGAAAUCUCCACAGAAAGGUGAAGAAAAAAUGAAGGACAUUAAACAAGAAACAAGGACAGGUCCCACAUUCAAACUACCUAGAAUAGGCUUGGGUGACCUUGCCACUGAGGAAACUAUACAAAAAAUGAAUGUGAAUGUUGAAGAAUGCACAACUAAAAUUGAGCAGCUUACAACUGAUGGUACAGAAGUGAAAGAAGACCCUUAUGAGCGACUGUCAAAAAGCAGCCUUUCAAGAAUAGAACUUCCCAAACGUGAAGAAAUUGAAAUUCCAGGUAUGGAAGACAUGUCUAUGAGGACCACAGCCAGAGGAAUUAAAGACCCUAAAGCUGGUUUCACGGGACAUUAUGAAGAAAUUCAAGCUGAAGCUGUACAAAUGUCAAUUGAUGUUGACAGCGUGAAAGAGGCAGUAUCAAAAUUGCCUGGAUUUAAGCUACCUAAGGUUGACACGUCAGGAGUGCCUAUUCCUGAAGAAAUUAUUAUGAUAGACGCAAAUGCACAAAGAAUAUCAGUGAAAACGCCUACUAAAGUAGUAGAUACCAAAACAAAAUAUGAGACACACUUCAUUAAGUUUGAUACAACUGCCUCUCCAGAAAUCUCCAAGACUACAGUCAAACUACCAAAGAUCACAUCUGCUGAUUUAACCUCAGAGGAACUUUUAAUCGAGACCAAGGUAGAUUUAAAGAAACCUGAAAAGAAAUCCAAAACUAAGGCAAAACAAAGUGACAAAGAGAUUAAAACUGAGGUUUAUAAACGAGAUGAUAUUAUAAUACCUGGAAAAGAAAGUGCACCUGAAGUCGCCAUUAUUCAGGCACAAGACACACAGGGCAUCAAAUCGGAAUAUGACUCUGCAGCUACACUGAGCCCAAAUGAAUCUGAGAAGAAAUCAAAGAAGGCAAAGAUAACAGCUAGCUUUGGGAUUGCAAAACCAGACAUUAAAAUCCCUGACAUUGGAAUUGACUUACCAAAACAAAAUAUCUAUGAGCGAAAAGUGGAUGGCAUAAAAGGAGAGAAAACUGAAGCAAGAAAAGGCAAGGGGCAAACUGGAAGAGUCAUAUCUGAUGUCAAAAUACCUGAAAUUGACAGCAUUGAAUACAUUGAUUCAGUAGGUGGUUCACCAAACAAAAAGGAUGGUGGCAGCUGGCUUGCAGGUUUUGGUGUUAGUCUUGAUGCUACAAAGCCAAAUGCUAACAUCUCCUUUCCAGAUGUCAGAGAUGAAUUAGAAGAUGUCAGUGUAAACGUCCCUGAUGUAGAUAAGGAUAUACAUAUUGAUGGGGCAGAGAUACAAACAUUGGAAAGAGAGGGAAAAGGUAGCAAGUUUAAAAUGCCAAACCUAGGCAUCUCCAUACCAAAGGUAAAAGGACCUAAAAUGGAUUUAAGCCUAUCAAAAAAAGAUGUAGAUGUCACACUACCAGAAACUAAAGCUGAGGUCAAACUCCCAGAAGUGCCUGAGGUUGAUGUUACCCUUGGAAAUGUUUCUAUUACAGAGCAAAAAAUGGAGGUAAAAAAACCUGAAUUUGAAAUCAAACCUAUGACAAGGGAAGGUGAAAUUGAUGGACAAGGAGGCAAGUUCAAAAUGCCAAAACUUGGUAUCAAAAUGCCAAAAAUGAAAGGGCCUGAAUUUGAUUCAAGCAUAUCAAAGAAAGACAUUGAUGUCAAACAAACAGAUGCUAAAGCUGAAGGGAAAAUCCCAGAAGCUCCUGAGAUUGACGUUACUUUUGGAAGUAUAGAUGUCUCUAUUCCACAACAAAAGAUGAAGGUCAAAACUCCUGAAUUGGAAAUCAAACCUCUGCAGACUGAUGGUGAACUUGAUGAGCAAGGAAGCAGGUUCAAAAUGCCAAAGUUGGGAAUCGCAAUGCCGAAAGUAAAAGGGCCUGAAAUGGAUUUCAGCUUAUCUAAGAAAGACAUAGAUGUGACUCUACCAGAAGCCAAAGCAGAAGUCAAACUCCCUGAUGUUGAACACACUGCUAAAGUAGAAAUUAAAGCUCCUGAAUUUAAAGGUGUAGAAAAGGAUGCAGAAGGAUCACCAUCAAAAUUUAAGAUGCCAACAUUCAAACUACCAAAAUUUGGUGUUGGUACUCCACACGUCUCUGUAAAAGUACCUGAUAUGGACAAAGAUGUAAAAAUCGAUGGAGCUGACAUUAAUAUCCCUGAGGAGCACUCUGCGGUUACCAUUGCAACACCUGACAUUGACAUUGAGGGCCCUUCAAUAGGAACUGAACAGGAUGGAAAAGGAGGCAAGUUUAAAAUGCCACAUCUUGGUUUCUCUAUGCCAAAGGUGAAAGGACCAAAAAUUGAUUUAAGCCUACCGAAGAAAGAUGUAGAUGUGACAUUACCAGAGGCUAAAGCCAAUGUCAAACUUCCAGAGGCCCCUAAAAUUGCUGUGGAGAUGAAAUCACCAGAGUGUGAAGCAGAAAUGGAUGGUCAUGGUGGGAAGAUUAAAAUACCAAAGUUUGAAGUGAAAAUGCCAAAAGUAAAAGGGCCAGAAUUUGAUUUAAGAUCAUCAAAGAAAGACGUUGAUGUCAAACUUCCAGAGGUUGAUAUAGGAAAAGUAGAUGUUUCAAUUCCAGAGGCCAAGAUGGAGGUUAAAAGCCCUGAACUGGAAAUGCAGUCCUUGCAGACUGAAUGUGAACUUGAUGGACAAGGAGAAAGGUUCAAAAUGCCAAAGUUUGGAAUCAAAAUGCCAAAGGUAAAAGGGCCAGAAUUUGACUUGAGCUUAUCAAAGAAAGACAUGGAUGUGACAUUGCCACAGACAAAAGCUGAGGUCAAACUCCCAGAUGCCCCUAAGAUUGAUGUCAGUCUUGGAAAAGCAGAGGUUUUGACUCUAGAUGCAAAGGCUGAAGUUGAGAAACCUGAACUGAAAAUGAAAUCUUUGCGGACUGAAGUUGAAGGACAAGGAAGCAAGUUCAAAAUGCCAAAGUUUGGAAUGGCAAUGCCAAAGGUAAAAGGACCUGAAUUUCAUCUAGGCUUCUCAAAGAAAGAUGUUGAUGUGACACUACCAGAAGCCAAAGUAGAUGUCAACCUCCCUGAUGUUGAACUAAAAGAACCUUCAGCUAAAGUAGAAAUUAAAGCUCCUGACAUUGCCACGGUGGAAGUUAAAAAACCUGAAGUGGAAAUCAAACCUUUGCAGACUGAUGUUGAACUUGAAGAACAAGGAGGAAAGUUCAAAAUGCCAAAGUUUGGAAUCACAAUGCCAAAAGUAAAAGGGCCUGAAAUUGAUUUAAGCUUCUCAAAGAAAGAUGUAGAAGUUGACGGACAAGGAAGCAGAUUUAAAAUGCCAAAGUUUGAAAUCACAAUGCCAAAAGUAAAAGGGCCUGAAAUUGAUUUAAGCCUCUCCAAGAAAGAUGUAGAUGUGACACUACCGGAAGCUAAAGCUGAGGUCAAACUCCCAGAAGCUCCCAAAAUUGCUAUGGAAAUGAAACCACCAGAGUAUGUUGAUGUACCAAAAAUUAAAGCAGAGGUCUCUCUGCCAGAGGCAGAAGUCAAAGAGCCUUCAGGUGGUGUUGUGAUAGACCAACCAGGUGUGGAGGUAGAUGCAAAACUAAAAAAGCGAAGGUUUUCACUGCCAAGAUUUUCUUUUUCAAAAUCAAGUGUUAAGUCCCCAGAAGUUGAUGUCAGUCUUCCGGAUGUGAAUGCUGCAAUUCCAGAGGGAAAGGUGGAAGUGAAAGAAGGGGACAUGGAUAUGAAACUACCAGAGUGUGAAGCAGAACUUGAUGGGCAAGGAAGCAAGUUUAAAAUGCCAAAAUUUGGAAUCACAAUGCCAAAGGUAACAGGUCCUGAAUUAGAUAUCAGCUUAACAAAGAAAGAUGUUGAAAUGACACUACCAGAAGCCAAAGCUGAGGUCAGGCUCCCUGACAUUGAACUGAAAGAACCUUCUGCUGAAGUGGAAAUCAAAGCUCCUGACUUCAAAGUUGUGACGAAGGAUACAGAAGGAUCACCAUCAAAAUUCAAGAUGCCAACAUUCAAAUUACCAAAAUUUGGAGUUAGUAUGCCAAGUGCUACCAUAGAAGUGCCUGAUACACACAAAGAUGUCAAAAUUGAUGGCGCUUACAUUGAAAUUCCUGAAGAGGUUCACACAGUUGAAAUUGUAGCACCCAGCAUUGACACUGAAGGACCAUCAAUAGAUAUAAAAACUACAGGAACUGAACAUGAAGGCAAAGGAACUAAGUUUAAAAUGCCAAAGUUUGGAAUUACAAUGCCAAAGGUUACAGGUCCUGAAAUUGAUUUAAGCUCAUCAAAGAAAGAUGUUGAUCUGUCACUACCAGAAGCCAAAGCUGAAGUCAAACUCCCUGACAUUGAACUGAAAGAUACUUCUGCUGAGGUGGAAAUCAAAUCUCCUGAGUUCAAGGUUGUAACAAAGGAUACAGAAGGAUCACCAUCAAAAUUUAAGAUGCCAACAUUCAAAUUACCAAAAUUUGGAGUUGGUAUGCCAAGUGCCAACAUAGAAGUGCUCGACACGCACAAAGAUGUCACAACUGAUGGAGCUGACAUUAAAAUUCCUGAAGAGAUUCACACAGUUGAAAUUGUAGCACCCAGCAUUGACACUGAAGGACCAUCAAUAGAUAUGAAAACUACAGGAACUGAACAUGAAGGAAAGGGAACUAAGUUUAAAAUGCCAAAGUUUGGAAUUACAAUGCCAAAGGUUAAAGGUCCUGAAUUUGAUUUAAGCUUAUCAAAGAAAGAUGUUGAUGUGUCACUACCAGAAGCUGAAGCUGAAGUCAAAGUCCCUGAUGCUGAACUGAAACAACCCUCUGCUGCAGUGGAAAUCAAAGCUCCUGAGUUCAACGUUGUAACAAAGGAUACAGGAGGAUCACCAUCAAAAUUUAAGAUGCCAACAUUCAAAUUACCAAAAUAUGGGUCUCCUAGUGCCACUGUAGAAAUGCCUGAUGCAGACAAAGACAUCAAAAUCAAUGGAGCUGACAUUAAAAUUCCUGAAGAAGUUCUCACAGUUGAAAUUGCAGCACCCAGCAUUGACACUGAAGGCCCAUCAAUAGAUAUGAAAACUACAGUAACUGAACAUGAAGGAAAAGGAAGCAAGUUUAAAAUGCCAAAGUUUGGAAUCACAAUGCCAAAGGUAGCAGGUCCUGAAAUUGAUUUAAGCUUAUCAAAGAAAGAUGUUGCUGUGACACUGCCAGAAGCCAAAGCUGAGGUCAAUCUCCCUGACGUUGGACUGAAAGAACCUUCUGCUGAAGUGGAAAUCAAAGCUCCUGAGUUCAAGGCAAGUAAUGUUGAAGGAUCUCCAUCAAAAUUUAAAAUGCCAACAUUUAAAUUACCCAAAUUUGGAGCUGCUACUUCACAGGUCAGUGUGGAAGUACCUGAUGUGGACAAAGACAUUACAGUGGAUGGAGCAGACUUAAAAUUACCACAAACAAAAGCUGAAAUCAAACUUCCUGAUGUUGAAGUCAAAGAGCCGGUGGGUUCAAUUUUAGUAUCACCAGUGACAGAGGGUGAUGCCAAGUUGAAAAAGCCAAGGUUUUCAUUACCCAAAUUUUCAUUUUCAAAGCAAAGCACAAAAGAACCUGGAGCUGAUGUCAGUCUCCCAGACGUUGAUGUUUCUCUUCCAGAAGUAAAUGUGGAUGUCAAACAACCAGAGGUGGAGCUUAAGUCACCAGAAGGUGAUGUAGAAUUAGAUGGACAGGGAAACAAGUUUAAAAUGCCAAAGUUUGGCAUCUCAAUACCAAAAGUGAAAGGGCCUGAAAUUGAUUUGAGCUUGUCGAAGAAAGAUGCUGAUGUCACACUCCCAGAAGCCAAAGCUGAAAUGAAACCUCUGGAUGUUAAAAUAAAACAACCGUCUGCCAAAGUGGAAAUUAAAGCUUCUGAGAUUGAAGUUCAAACAGGUCAUGUUGAAGGAUCACCAUCAAAAUUCAAAAUGCCAACAUUCACAUUACCCAAAUUUGGAGCAGCUACCCCAAAGGUCAGUGUGGAAGUACCUGAUGUGGACAAAGACAUUAAAAUUGAUGGAACAAAGCCUGAAGCACCUACAGUGGGAGCUAAAGUGGAUGUCACAGGACCCAGCAUUGACACUGAAGGCAUGUCGGUAGAUGUAAAAGCUAAAGGAAGUGAAGGAUCAGGAAGCAAAUUUAAAAUGCCAAAGUUUGGCAUCUCAAUGCCCAAAGUUAAAGGACCUGAAAUCGAUUUGAGCUUGUCGAAGAAAGAUGUUGAUGUCACACUCCCAGAAGGCAAAGCUGAAAUUAAACCUCUGGAUGUUAAAAUAAAACAACCGUCUGCCAAAGUGGAAAUUAAAGCUCCUGAGAUUGAAGCUCAAACAGGUAAUGUUGAAGGAUCACCAUCAAAACAUAAAAUGCCAACAUUCACUUUACCCAAAUUUGGAACAGCUACUCCAAAGGUCAGUGUGGAAGUACCUGAUGUAGACAAAGACAUUAAGAUUGAUGGAGAAAAGAUGGAAGUAACUAAAGAAGGGGCUACAGUGGUUGUCACAGCACCCAGCAUUGACACUGAAGGCCUGUCUCUAGAUGUAAAAGCUAAAGGAGGUGAAAUUGAGGGAGCAGGAAGCAAAUUUAAAAUGCCAAGUUUUGGCAUCUCAAUGCCCAAAGUUAAAGGACCUGAAAUUGAUUUAAGUUUAUCAAAGAAAGAUGCAGAUGCCACACUCUCAGAAGCUAAAGCUGAGGUAAAACUGCCAGAUGUUCAAAUCAAAGAACCUGAAGUUGCCAUUUCAGUACCAGAUGCACCUACAGUUGAGGCUGAAGCCAAGAUGAAACGACCAAACUGGACAUUUCCCAAAUUUUCAUUUUCAAGGACAGGUGGUAAAGCCCCUCAAGUUGAUGUUGAACUUGAAAAACCAAAAGUUGAUGUUACAUCACCUGAAGCCAAAGCAGAAGUCUGUCUACCAGAUAUUGAAGUCCAAGGACCUUCUGGGUCAAUGGAAGAGCCACCUGCUGCAGAACUUGAUGCAAACUUGAAAAAGACAAAAUUUUCACUUCCCAAAUUUUCGUUUUCAAAAUCAAGUGUUAAAGAGCCUGAAGUCAGUACUGAACUUCCAAAUGUUGAUGUUUCUCUUCCGGAAGUAAAUGUGGACGUUAAAAAACCAGAUGUGGAACUUAAGCCACCAGAAGGUGAUGUAGAAUUUAAUCUGCAAGAAAGCAAGUUUAAGAUGCCAAAGUUUGGCAUCUCAAUACCAAAAGUGAAAGGGCCUGAAAUUGAUUUAAGCUUAUCAAAGAAAGGUGUUGAUGUUACACUCCCAGAAGCCGACGUUGAAGUUCAACAUACAGAUGUUAAAAUAAAACAACCGUCUGCUACAGUGGAAAUUAAAGCUCCUGAAAUUGAAGCUCAGGCAGGAAUUGUUGAAGGAUCACCUUCAAAACUUAAAAUGCCAACAUUCACAUUACCCAAAUUUGGAGCAGCUACUCCAAAGGUCAGUGUGGAAGUACCUGACAUGGACAAAGAUAUCAAAAUUGAUGGAGCAAAGCUGGAAGUAGCUAAAGAGGGAGCUAAAGUGGAUGUCACAGCACCCAGCAUCGACACUGAAGGCCUGUCUGUAGAUGUAAAAGCUAAGGGAGGUGAACUUGAGGGAGCAGGAAGCAAAUUUAAAAUGCCAGGUUUUGGCAUCUCAAUGCCCAAAGUUAAAGGACCUGAAAUUGAUUUAAGCUUAUCAAAGAGGGAUACAGAUAUCAAAUUACCAGAGGCCAAAACGGAAGUCAAACUCCCUGAUGUUGAACUGAAAGAACCUUCUGCUGAAGUGGAAAUCAAAGCUCCUGAGUUCAAGGUUGUGACAAAGGAUACAGGAGGAUCACCAUCAAAAUUUAAGAUGCCGACGUUCAAAUUACCAAAAUUUGGGUCUCCUAGUGCCACUGUAGAAAUGCCUGAUGUGCACGAAGACAUCAAAAUCGAUGGAGCUGACAUUAAAAUUCCUGAAGAGUCAAGUGUUAAAGAGCCUGAAGUCAGUGCCGAGCUCCCACAUGUUGACGUUUCUCUUCCAGAGGGAGAAGUGAAAGUCAAACAACCUGAAAUGGAAAUUAAAGCUCCUGAGCUUGAAGCUGAACAUGAUGGGCAAGGAAGCAAGUUUAAAUUGCCAAAGUUUGGCAUCACACUACCAAAAGCAAUAGGUCCUGAAGGAGAUUUAUCACAGAAAGAUGUAGCCAUCACACUGCCAGAAGUCAAAGCAGAGGUAAAAGUCCCUGAAACUGGAGUCAAAUCUUCAGCUAGUGUUGAAAUUAAAGCUGGAGAGACUGAAACUAAGUCAAAAGAUGUUGGAGGAUCACCAUCAAAAUUUAAAAAACCAACAAUUAAAAUGCCGAAAAUUGGAGGUGCUACCCAUGAUGUCACAGUAGAAGCACCUGAACUUAAGGAGGAUGUUUCUGUCAACAUCAAAGGUCUAAGUGUUGAUAUUAAAACGGAUGUGUCCAAAGCAGCAACAACAGAUACUGAAACACCAAAGACUGAGACUGACACUGCAAGUCUUGGCUCUCCAAGUAAAUUCAAACUACCAUCAUUUAAAAUGCCAAAGCUGAGUUUCUCAAGACCCAAACCUGAAGAUGGAUAUUCCCCUGUUGAAACUGAAUACAAAGAAGAUAAGCUGGAAAUGGAAGUUGAGCCGAAAGGAGAGAUUAAAUCACCCAAAAUGACUCUGACGUCAUUUGGUGAGAUCCUCAAGAAUAUUGACGUUGAAUUUGAUGUUUCAAAAAAUCUUGAAACCUCAAAGGAAGUUCAUGAACGAGAUGAACCCAGUGAAAAGCAAUUAGAGGCAAAGGAAAAGGAAACAAAUACCAAGCAAGAUACUACCAAAAGUCCUGAGAAGACAGGUUGGUUUAAAUUCCCCAAGUUUGGACUGUCUUCCCCAUCAGAACCUGCCAAGAUAUCUGAAAAAGACCGGCAGAAGGAUGAGAAGAGCCCUGUAGCUGAAUCGGUGGAUGAGGAAAUAAGCCCCACCUGUUCUGUCCAGUCGUCAGAUGCCUUUGCUGAUAUUAGCUCUGCAAUGACAAGUGAGCAUCUUGGCCUGUCCUUAUCUUCUCCAACCAAGGUAACUGUCAAAUACUCUGACCCUAACACUGCUACAGGGCUUGGAGAGAUGCACGGGAACAUCAUUACUUCCACCACAAGGAGUGAGCUGAUCUCGGUUGAACCCAACUUGCCUGAGAAAAUCACCAUUCUGUCAUCUGGAGUUUCAUCUUCAUCGGAAGACACGCUCAGACUGGAAUCUGGAAAGAUACACGUCAUUACAUCAAAUAUACAAGCAACCCCAGAAUCGCUGCAUGCAAAGCUACUAACUGCUGUCCAAGUCCAACCAGCUGGAGGCCUUCACCUACAAUCAGAGGCUAACGAAUCGGCAUCAUGGACUGUCGAAGACUCACAAGGCAGCAAGAGAACAGUCAUUGAGAGGCAUGUAGUUAGGGAAACAUCAAGUGAAAGAAGUGAAGGCAAAGAAACAAUUGUCAUAACUAAACAAAUUACACAUAUGUUUGACUCUUCUGAGCCCAUCUCAGGCGACACAGCGUCAUCCAUUCAACGACUGAGAGACUCUGUGCACUCUGAGAAAAUGAAGUUCUUUGAUGGAGCUAAAAAGUGAAAUAACUUGAUGUAAAUUAUGUCUAAAGAUACAAUCCCUUAAUUUCCAGCCUCAGUGGCCAGUGGGUUCCCAAUUUUACUGUGCAUAAGUCGUGUGAUAGAAGGGUGAGAUAGACAACAGGUUAGCAACUGGAAAAGAUCAUUAGCAAGUUAAGCUUACCAAUCACAGGAGAGGGUUUGAGAGAUCUGGUGUUAACUGGUGCUAACUUCAAUCUCUGGUUGCAUGUUCACCUGUAAAAGAUGGAUUUAUGUAUUUCACACUGUGAUUAAGUUAUUAAUAAGCUAUAUAACUCAGUGCCCUUAAUGACAGGGGCUUCACCAAAUAUCUUUUGCUUAUUAUGGUGCAGAACUACAUUAAGCCAUGUGUUUUGCUUAUCAAAAACAACUUUGUUGUUUGAUAGUUUUUAAUGCACAAGACUGAUCCAACUCACUUGUGCUCCUAUUUGCCGGAUGAUAAUCACCAGUGCAUUUGAUUUAAAAAAAUACUGUUGCAAAAAUCAAUCAAUGUUACUGACAUUCCAAAAUAUGUUUACAAUAAUUUAACUGUAAAGUUGACAAUAGAGAACACCUACAAUUACACUAUUGCAGUAUAUGAUGGGAUAUAUGUACAUGUAUCACUAAGAUAUUCUUAUUGCUGUAGCUAAAAUGUAAAGAAAUGAUAGCAAUGCAAAGCUGAAACAAAAACGCUUCCGAUCAAACACAGCGAGUGUACUGCUGCAACUAUAUUUUUUAGUAAUAUUUUGCUUAAAACCUAAUUUGCUGCAGUAAAAAUAUAUCAAUAGUAUGUUUCAAUAUUAUUGUACAA
Messenger RNA from Morone saxatilis (striped sea-bass), 11607 nucleotides. RefSeq names its product neuroblast differentiation-associated protein AHNAK. Gene Ontology annotation, cellular component: cytoplasm; nucleus. The transcript has 7 exons. The record is from RefSeq and is a predicted model, not a curated record. Gene Ontology annotation, biological process: regulation of RNA splicing; peripheral nervous system myelin maintenance. NCBI's taxonomy places the organism in Eukaryota, Metazoa, Chordata, Actinopteri, Moronidae. Gene Ontology annotation, molecular function: protein binding.